Molecule: messenger RNA, 747 nt
Organism: Chondrus crispus (carragheen)
Lineage: Eukaryota; Rhodophyta; Florideophyceae; Gigartinales; Gigartinaceae
Product: chloroplast 3-oxoacyl-[acyl-carrier protein] reductase orecursor
Exons: 1
Coding region: 1-747 (248 amino acids)
Biological process (GO): fatty acid biosynthetic process
Molecular function (GO): NAD binding; 3-oxoacyl-[acyl-carrier-protein] reductase (NADPH) activity
Source: RefSeq, a predicted model, not a curated record
AUGGUGGCGGACGACGCCAAGGUCGCCGUCGUCACGGGCUCCUCGCGCGGCAUCGGCCGCGCCAUCGCCGAGGCCCUGGGAGCCGCGGGCUGCAAGGUCGUCAUCAACUACGCCUCGUCCGCAGAGGCCGCCGAGGACGCCGUCGCAAAGGUCAAGCAGCUCGGCGGCGACGCCGUCGCCAUCCGCGGCAAUAUGAGCGACCCCGAUCAAGUCGCCAAUUUGUUCAAGGGCGCAGUCGAUGCCUUCGGUCGCGUCGACGUGUUGGUUAAUAACGCAGGCAUUACAAGGGAUGGCCUUUUGCUAAGGAUGAAGCCCAGCCAGUGGCAGGAGGUUAUCGACCUUAACCUCACCGGCGUGUUUAUGUGCACACAGGCAGCUGCGAAGCUCAUGCUCAAGCAGAGAAGCGGCCGCAUUGUCAACAUUGCUAGCGUUGUUGGUCUUAUUGGAAACGCGGGCCAGGUUAACUAUGGAGCGGCAAAGGCAGGUGUCAUAGGCCUGACUAUGAGCGCGGCGAGGGAGUGCGCCCCGCGAGGAGUUACAGUCAACGCUGUCGCCCCAGGCUUUAUUAACAGUGACAUGACCGCAACCUUACCUACAGAAAAAAUUGCCGAGAUGAUCCCUAUGAAGAGGUUGGGUGAGCCCGAGGAGGUUGCCGGUCUUGUCAAGUACCUCGCUUUGGACCCCUCUUCGGCUUAUAUCACAGGUCAUACUUUUAGUGUUGAUGGCGGUAUCGCUAUUGGAGCGUAG